This is a messenger RNA of Xiphophorus hellerii (green swordtail), 2034 nucleotides long. RefSeq lists its product as uncharacterized. Gene Ontology annotation, biological process: negative regulation of T cell proliferation; positive regulation of T cell proliferation; immune response. Gene Ontology annotation, cellular component: external side of plasma membrane. The transcript has 7 exons. The record is from RefSeq and is a predicted model, not a curated record. NCBI's taxonomy places the organism in Eukaryota, Metazoa, Chordata, Actinopteri, Cyprinodontiformes, Poeciliidae. Bases 160 to 777 code for a protein of 205 amino acids.
GGGCCUAGUGUUAAAACGGGGAGUUCUUGAAGUUCGUAGAUUAGUCUGCAGAAUGUUGCGUCUGGAUGUCCCAACCUCAGACUAGGAGAACUCUCAAAAACGAAAACUGAUUGGUCCAGAUAACUAGUUUUUAAGGAAGCCAUAGAAAGAGAAAACAAAAUGGGACUGCAUCAUGCGCCACUUUUUCUUGUCGUAAUAUUCGGGUCUUUCCUACAAACAACACAAGAUAACCCACCCAUUACUGUUGAAAGCUGUCAACAUACCGAUGUUCUUCUGGAAUGCAACUGCUCAAAAAUGGCAAAGGAAUUAAAGUGGCAAAAAGAUAACAAAUCAAUUUAUUCAGAUAACAGUACUAUGGAGAGCUACACAGACCGGAUUAAAAUGUUUCUAAGUGAAAGCUCCAAAAACUGCUCUAUCCUUCUGAAGAACAUCACAGAAGGGGACGGUGGCGAUUACAAGUGUCUUUUUUUUGAAGGAGGAAUAUAUUCCAAAAACAUUGUGACAUUACACGUCAACAUGAACUCAACACAAUGUUCAGUUCGUGGAACAACGGAAAGGGUCAUAAGUCCUUCCACAGACCGUCCAGAGGAGUAUUUUGCAUUCAUCAUCAUACCUGCACUUCUGCUCUUUGGCUGCAUUUUUCUUCUUUUACGAAAACGAAGGAACCAGCUACAUAAUAAGCAAAAGGGGGAACCAGUUGCACGUCACUUCUUUCCACCUCUGAUCAUCAGACCAGACAUGGACCAAGAACCAGAAAGGCAACUUCCUUUGCGCUGAGCCUCCAGACUGCCCUGAUUCUGAUCUGACCUAUUAUCAUCAGGAUGUGUCUUAACAAGAGCCAUCGAAAAGACUGCCGACGCAACUUUCUGUAAACUGUCUUAUAAGCUCUCUACCAUCAUCCUUUGUUGUUGCUAAACACCUGACAACGGGUUUGUUUUUUGGUGUUUUUGAAUUCUCUUGGGAACAAUAGGAGGAACAUUUGUAAGCUUUUAAAAAUCACCAGCCAGAAUGUGCAGCUCUUUAAUUUUAUUUUACAUUGAGCUGAGCUCUUAUAAUAAUGUUUACUUUAGCUGGAUGUAGAAAUUAUCUUAUCAUUGUAAUUAAAAUAUAUAUAAUCAACAGGGAUGCAAAGCAAAUCUAUUUCCAUUUGAUCAGAAAUAUUCCUUUUUACAGAGACUUAAUUUCUAUCUAUAUUUAUGUAACAAAUAUUUUUAGGCAUCAUGUAGCUAUUGGGUGAUUAAUAUUUCUUUCUUUCUGCAGAUGUAAUCAGAUGUAGUGCCAUAUCUUUGUUCUUUGUUAAUGGAUAAUAUCAUUUAUUUCUGUCUACACUUUCUUAACCUAUAUUAGGCUGAUGUACAUAAGAUAUUGUUUGUUUUUCCUUUCAGUUGAAAGUAUGUAACUUUUGUAAGAUAUUCAAGAGGUUUGAUACCUUUUAAUUAAUCCCUACUGCCAAAGAGAAUCAUUUUGAUUUUUAAUAUUUUUAAAGAGGAUUUUGAACAAUAGGAGCUGGACUCCAAUAAAACUGCACUGAGAAAAUAAGAUACUAAAAUGUUUCCGCUUCAUCAGGGUCAACAAAGACAAACUGCUGAUUCAAGCCAUGGAGGGUUUUUUUUAAGGAAGUAGACAAAAUGUGAAUAAAAGGUCAAAGUCAGCAAAGUAUUUAAAGGAAAAGCUCAUAAUGACUCUUCCUCCAUAAUGACUCAGAAACAAAGGAAAAUGACCUUUUGUGCCUGGAAUACUCUCUACCAAUUGUCUUUUGUUUUUGCUUUCCUGUUUUCAAGUUAAUUUUCAAAUGGAUAAAGCUGAGGAAAGGUGCUAAUUAAGAUAUAGUUAGAUCGAAUGUAACAAUGUUCAAUUCACUGAAGAGAUGCAGCUAGCAGCUUAAGAAAUGUACUGUGAUUCCCUCCCCCUAAAAUGUGGUCAGACUGUCUACUGUGCACUUCCUUUGUAAUUUGGGAUUUGAAACACUAAUGUACAAAGUGUAUUUACUGUAUAAGCAUUUUUUUUUAAAAUUAAACUUAAUAGAAAAAUGUU